ACAAAUAUUUCAGGCCGUAGUAAAGAAAAAAAAACAGCGGCAAAGAAGUGGGAGAAUCUGAUACCUGUGACCGAAACAAUGUAAACAUAGGAAAUGUUUUUAUUUUGUUUUACUCCAGAUGUUAGAGUAAAUGAUUUGAUCAUCAUCACGUUAUUUUCUCAGGAGGUGAUUUAAGUCGGUCAUGGCUGAGGAACCAGCAGCAGAAAUCCAGUUACUCAGAAGCCAGAAGGCCAAGCUAAUAGAGAUCCUAAGUGCCGAUGCCGACUACGUCCUGCAGCAUGCAGACUCUCGCGGUCUUUUGUCUCUUCCCGGCUACCAACACGUGAAAGCUUGCCGUACUCCUAGUGAGAAGGUGACUGAGCUGCUGGAUCAUGUCAUGCAGAGAGGACCUGAAGCAGCACAGGGUCUGUUGAAACUACUGAAUGACCAGGCCCUGCAGGAAACCUUCCCAAUGCUGAGCUUUAUUAAAGAUCUGCAAGCCAACACAUUGUCUUCAGAAACACCAAGAAAGAGAAAAGCAGCUCCAGAUUUGGAAGCAAUUAUUCCAUCCAAACAGAUCUGCAACAACGGCUCUGGCUUAGUGAAGGAGAAGCAGCUGAUGACUGUGGCUCGUAAGAUCGGCAAAUCUUGGAGGGAGAUUGGCAGAAUGGCUCUGGAUGUCCCCUCUUUUAAACUGGAACAGAUUGAAGAGGACAAUUCGCCCCACGUGGAGCGAGUGUUUGCCAUGCUGCGCUACUGGCGUACCUGCCAGAGGGAAAAGGCCACAGCUGCUCACCUGCACUCCCUGCUCAGUCAGGAAGACUGGGCCCUGCCACCUGAAAGCAUUGACUUCCUGUUGGAGACUGACUGACUGUCUGCUACCUGCUGAGACUGAAACCCUUUUUGAAGGGAAGAAAUAUGUCUUUCUCAUCAUAAAUGCUGUCAUUCCAUAUCUAUAUAACCCUUGAAGACUUUACUACUUUGGAAAUUUCCCCACAGUACCAUUGAGCAAGAGGCCUCUUAUCAUACUUUUCUAUGAUACUGCAGCUUUUUAUAAUAAUUUAUUUUUUAUUUGUUUUUUGAAAGAGGUCUUUUUUUAUAGAUUGUGUGAAGAAGAAUUAGGAAAACAACAAAGCAGUGCCCAUUUCAUUUUAAUGUAAAUACACUAUGGAAUUAAAUAGGGAAGAUUAUUCUAGUGUUUCGUCUUAUAUUUCGCUGGGAGAAAAUGUAAAUGAUAAGAAGACACAGCAGUUACACUGACAUGCUCCCUGUUGACCUAUGUACAUAUCUUGGUCUUUUAGAUUAAAUGUACCUUACAUCAUGGUGUGUCACAAGACAUCUGUUUGUUUGCAGACAGGGUAGACAACACACUGAAUAAAUCAUUCAAUCUG
This is a messenger RNA of Dicentrarchus labrax (European seabass), 1370 nucleotides long. RefSeq lists its product as uncharacterized. The transcript has 4 exons. Lineage: Eukaryota; Metazoa; Chordata; Actinopteri; Moronidae. Gene Ontology annotation, molecular function: protein binding. The coding region runs from base 182 to 850 and encodes 222 amino acids. The record is from RefSeq and is a predicted model, not a curated record. Gene Ontology annotation, biological process: signal transduction; regulation of apoptotic process.